Sphaerulina musiva SO2202 is the source of this 1506-nucleotide messenger RNA. RefSeq names its product FMN-linked oxidoreductase. Gene Ontology annotation, molecular function: NADP binding; FMN binding; NADPH dehydrogenase activity. Gene Ontology annotation, cellular component: intracellular anatomical structure. The transcript has 4 exons. The record is from RefSeq and is a predicted model, not a curated record. Lineage: Eukaryota; Fungi; Ascomycota; Dothideomycetes; Mycosphaerellales; Mycosphaerellaceae. Bases 44 to 1336 code for a protein of 430 amino acids.
AUCGAUCUUCCACUUCACCUGCUAGUCACCAGCAACAACCACAAUGUCGACUUCACACCACAACACCACCGAUAAGGCACCACAACAAGCUGACGAUCUCGUCAACCAUGCCGCACCAGGCGUCUCAUUCUUCACUCCGCUGCAAAAUCCACCUGCUGGAACAGCAAUUGUCGGCGAGGGGGAAGAUGUGCCCAAGCUGUUCAAGCCACUCAAGCUUCGUGGUCUGACGCUCCAGAACCGCAUCAUGCUUAGUCCGUUGUGCCAAUAUUCCGCUCAGGACGGCCACAUGACACCGUGGCACAUGGCUCAUCUUGGUGGCAUUGUAUCACGCGGCACAGGUCUGGCUUGCGUUGAGGCAACUGGAGUCCAGGCCAGAGGUCGCAUCACGCCAGAAGACGUUGGACUUUGGAAAGACUCUCAGAUCGAACCGAUGAAGAAGGUUGUCGAGUUUAUUCAUUCGCAGAACCAGAAGAUCAUGAUUCAGCUCGCCCAUGCUGGACGCAAAGCCAGCACGGUUGCGCCAUGGUUGAGUGCAGGAGACAUUGCUGGAAAAGACAAGAACGGCUGGCCAGAUGAUGUCAUUGCACCGUCCGCCAUUGCCUGGAACGAGAAGCAUGCCCAGCCAAGAGAGAUGACGCUGGAUGAAAUUGCUGAGUUCAAAAAAGAUUUCAACGACGCCGUCAAGCGUGCGCUCAAGGCUGGCUUCGAUGCCAUUGAGAUCCAUAACGCCCAUGGGUACCUCUUGCACUCAUUCCUCAGCCCUGUGAGCAAUACGAGAACAGACAAGUAUGGAGGCAGCUUCGAGAACAGAACUCGACUUACACUCGAGCUCGUUGAGGAGACCCGCGCCACCAUUCCAGAGGAUAUGCCUCUGUUCUUGCGCAUCUCGGCAACCGACUGGCUUGAGGAGCAAAAAGAUAUCCCAGAGUCAUGGACAGCCGAUGACACUGCUAGACUCGCUCCACUGCUUGCAGAGCGUGGUGUGGACUUGCUUGAUGUCUCAUCUGGUGGUAAUCACCCAAGACAGCACCCACAUGCUAAGCCAGCAUACCAGGCGCCUUUUGCAAUCAAGGCCAAGAAAGCUGUCGGAGACAAGAUGGCUGUCGGCUCUGUUGGAAGCAUCGAUACUGCUGAGCUUGCGAAUGAGCUUCUCGAAAAGGAAGGGCUCGAUCUUGUUAUUGUCGGACGUGCCUUCCAGAAGAAUCCCGGCCUGGUGUUCAAGUGGGCCGAUGAUCUGAAGAUCCAUGUUAACAUGCCCAACCAGAUUCGCUGGGGCUUUGGUGGCAGGGGAAAGAAGGAUGGCAAGCCUACGACCGACAAGCAUUUCAAGAUUUGAUUGAAAGAGCUCUCGGAACGAAUUUGAAGUGAUACUUCUCAUGAAUUAUGACAGUUACGGGAACGGUGUGGAAUGAGACCAGCGGGCAGACACAGAAUACGCGUAGAGCUGCAUUGCGCAAUGUAAGAUACUAGAGUUACGAUGUAGAUGGCGAGAAGCCUCAAAAAGCA